UGGUGGUGGUCAGUCGUGGUCAUAGCAAAUUUUGUGGAUAAGCUCAGCAAUCGCAUCAUCAUGAAGUUCUACAGCGGCAGCAGCUCCAGCAUUGUGCUCCUUGUGGUCUUGAUGGUCACACUCCUCGCACCCGGAGAGGCAACCUUUGGCAAGCUGAAUCUACUGCUGGGCGGCGCCAGUUCGGGCGUCGGCUCUGGUUAUGGAUACGGAUCGGGAUAUGGCUCCGGCUAUGGCUCCGGCUAUGGUUAUGGCUCCGGCUAUGGCUAUGGCGGCGGCGAGAACGUGGUCAAGGUGAUCAAGGUGUCGGUGUUGCCAGGCGGUGGCGGCUAUUCAGGAGGCUAUGGCGGCGGUUACGGCGGAGGCUAUGGCGGAGGUUAUGGAUCCGGCUAUGGUGGCGGCUAUAGCAGCGGCUUUGUUGGCGCCGCUCCGGCCAUUUCCACAUCUGCCGUGGUCACCCCAGUGGUCACCUCAGUGUCCACACCCGUGGCUAGUCCCAUACUGACUGGAGGCGCUGGCUAUGUCGGCGGCUAUGGCGGCGGAUUGAGCAGCUUUGGCGGUGGACUGGGCGGCUUUGGAGCUGGACUGGGUGGCCUCGGAGGUGGUCUUGGCGGUGGGCUUGGCGGCGGUCUGGGCGGUGGUGGCCUGCCCGCCUCUUAUGGCUUUGGCAGCGGCUAUGGCGCUGGCGGUGGCUUUGGCCUGGGCUUUGGUGCCCCACCACCACCCCUCGGCCUGGCAUCGGGCCUGUGCUAGACUCAAAAACGAACGAAUUUCAGUUAACUUCGCUUCUCUUCCUUUUUUUUUUUUGUCCAUAUAUCUAAUAAAAA
Messenger RNA from Drosophila guanche, 824 nucleotides. Its product is annotated as glycine-rich cell wall structural protein 1.8. Bases 61 to 750 code for a protein of 229 amino acids. The transcript has a single exon. Lineage: Eukaryota; Metazoa; Arthropoda; Insecta; Diptera; Drosophilidae. The record is from RefSeq and is a predicted model, not a curated record.